GGCGGGCUCCGGCGCUGGCCCUGGUCAGUCGGCGGCCGGGCGCAGCGCGGCGCGGCGGCGGCGGCGGCGGCGGCGGGAUCAUGCGUUAGGACGCCCAGGCGGGCACUGCGGCCGCGCCAGGCGCGCGGCGGGCCGGGAAGAUGAACUACCUGAACGUGUUGGCCAAGGCCCUCUACGACAAUGUGGCCGAGUCCCCCGAUGAACUGUCCUUUCGCAAGGGGGACAUCAUGACGGUGCUGGAGCGCAACACACAAGGCUUGGAGGGCUGGUGGCUCUGUUCCUUACAUGGCCGGCAAGGCAUCGUCCCUGGCAACCGCCUCAAGAUCCUGGUGGGGAUGUAUGACAAGAAGCAGCUCCCCGGGCCGGUCCAAGGGCCCCCCCAGCCUUCGCUGCCACAGCCUGCAGGACAGACCCCGCUGGCGUUCCCCCAGCAAGGGGGCUACACCCCACUCUCCCCUGCCUCUCAGUACACCCCAAUGCAUCCCUCCUACCUCCCCCAAGAGGACAAUGUCUACUUGGUGCCAGCACCCAACAAGACCGCAGGGGCCCCAGGGCCUUUCCAGUCUCCUGCCAGCAAGCAGAUUUCUGCCUACGCCAAACCAAGCCCUUCUCAAGCCCAGGAUGUUUACCAGGUGCCAGCCGGGCCUGCCUGCCCAUCCCAGGACAUUUACCAGGUCCCUCCAGCCCCCACCGGCCUGGGGCAGGACAUUUACCAAGUCCCUCCUUCUCUGGAUGGACGUGGUUGGGAUCCCCCAAAGGCUCAAGGCAAGGUGGUGAUCCCCACACGGGUGGGACAAGUCUAUGUCUAUGAGUCCCCCAAAGGAGAGCAGCAGGAUGAAUAUGAUGUUCCCCGACAGCUCCAGGAGAUCUAUGAUGUGCCCCCAACACGGGGCUUGGUGGUGAACCGGAGUGGCCAAGAAGGUCUCACCUUGCCCUUUUGCCAGGUCUACGACAGCCCUGCGAUGGUGGGAAAGAACACCAACAGCGGAGCCCAAGUCCAUGAGAUCUACGAUGUGCCACCCAGCGUGGAGAAGAAUCUGCAAGUGGUAUAUGACAUCCCUCCCUCGGUCAGCAAGGAUGUCCCGGAUGGCCCCACGAGGGAGGAGACAUACGAUGUGCCCCCUGUCUUCUGCAAGGUGAAGCCCUUCGACCCAUUGCGUCAUCCGCUCAUCCUGGCCCAGCCUUUGGCACCCCUGGCGGAGCCAUCUUCCUUGUCUGAAGACGUCUAUGAUGUGCCUCCACCCACCAGUAAAGGGGUAUCAGAAGCCCAGGAGAUCUACGAUGUCCCACCGGGGCUGAGAAAACUGGCCAGCCAGGAGGUGUAUGAUGUUCCUCGAGAGCUGCCGAUCAGCAGUAAGGACGGGGAAGGUGAUUACAUCUACGACGUCCCCCCACAGACAGAUCGGGGUGAUGGCAAGAGGCUUUCCGCCUCCAGCACAGGCAGCAACCGCAGCAACCUUUCCAGUUCUUCUCUGGACACGGUGCCAGUCCGGGAAGCGCCGGACAAGGAGCUGCCCCUCGACCAGGACGUUGCGAUGGAGACACUGGCCCGGCUCCAGAACAACGUCAGCGUGGCGGUCUCGUACCUCAUGUCCUUCAUCAGCGGCAGCUGGCGCAGCCCCGAGCAGAUGGAGGCUCACGCAGGCCACAUCCAGGGGGCAGCGGAGAGCGUGAAGGGGGCCCUCAGGGAACUGCUGGAAUUUGCCCGCGGAGUGGUGAGCAGUGCCGCCCAGGCCUCCGACCGCUCCCUCUACGCCAAGCUGGGCAAGCAGGUGCAGAAGAUGGAGGAGGUGUACCAGGCGCUGCUGCGGCACAGCCAGGCACUGGAGGGCUGCGGCUGGGCCCCCAGCGCCCUUGUGGCCAGCAAGCCGGGGGCACCAGAUGACCUCGAGCACCUGGUCAUGUACUCCCGGGGGGUGCCUGAUGACACCAAGCAGCUGGCCUCCUUCCUGCACGGCAACGCCUCGCUGCUCUUCCGACGGACCAGGGGGUCCCCAGCCUCCUUGGGGGAUGGCAUCCACCCCCACGGCACGCCCUCCGAGAAGGCGAGCCACAUCCAGUCCCGGCCGUUGCCUUCGCCGCCCAAGUUCCUGGCCCAGGACUCACCCGACAGGCAAUACGAGAACAGUGAGGGGGGCUGGAUGGAAGAUUAUGACUACGUGCACCUCCAGGGGAAGGAGGAGUUUGAGAAGACCCAGAAAGAGCUGCUUGAACGAGGCAACAUCAUGCGACAAGGCAAAGGACAGCUGGAGCAGCAGCAGCUGAAGCAGUUUGAGCGACUGGAACAGGAGGUCACCCGUCCUAUUGACCAUGACCUGUCCAGCUGGACACCCCCACAACACUACCCCCACGUGCGGGGGGGCGGCACAGCCCUGGGCCCCUCCGACCGGCAGCUGCUGCUCUUCUACCUGGAACAGUGCGAGGCCAACCUCACCACACUCACCAAUGCCGUAGACGCCUUCUUCACCGCGGUGAACACUAAUCAGCCCCCCAAGAUCUUCGUGGCACACAGCAAGUUUGUCAUCCUGAGUGCCCACAAGCUGGUCUUCAUUGGGGACACCCUGUCGCGCCAGGCUAAGGCCCAAGAGGUCCGCCAGAAGGUCACUCACUACAGCAACCUUCUCUGCGACCUGCUCAAGGAGAUCGUGGCCAGCACCAAGACAGCUGCUCUCCAGUACCCCUCCCCGGCUGCUGCCAAAGACAUGGUGGAGCGGGUUCACGAGCUGGCAAACAGCACCCAGCAGUUCCGGAUGGUCUUGGGGCAACUAGCCGCCGUGUGAAGCGCCCCCUGGAGGAGUCUUUGGGUGAGCCUCCCGUGGCGAAUGGACUGUAAAUAUUUUGUCCGACUCACCUGCCCACCUGGAGAGGGUGGGGGGUGUUGACUGGCCAGCGGCUUCCUUCUCCUUUGACGGUAGACACCGACGAUGCCAGUCCUGGGUCCCCGAGGCCCCCCAGUCUCGCUGCAGCCAAGAAGGGAAGACCGUUUCAGCCCCUUGCGGCAGUUGCCGAGGGCAAAUAAUUAUUUUUUUCCUGUUUGAUUCCAAAACUGUUUGGCUAAUGAGCACUAUUUAAAUCAAAUAAAGAAAUAUAGAAUCCA
Molecule: messenger RNA, 3097 nt
Organism: Candoia aspera
Lineage: Eukaryota; Metazoa; Chordata; Lepidosauria; Squamata; Candoiidae
Gene: BCAR1
Product: BCAR1 scaffold protein, Cas family member
Exons: 7
Coding region: 141-2780 (879 amino acids)
Biological process (GO): cell migration; cell surface receptor protein tyrosine kinase signaling pathway
Cellular component (GO): plasma membrane; focal adhesion; cytoplasm
Molecular function (GO): protein binding
Source: RefSeq, a predicted model, not a curated record